AAACAAUCGAGGGCACUCACAUGCAUGCAAACUUUCCUGAUCAGUUGGCUGACGGUUGUUAAGAUGCUCUCGAGAACAAUACUUUCAUUCUUACUUGAGUGAGGUAAGUUUUGUUUCGAAAAAUCAUCUUUUCGGUAGAGAGGAUAUUGAAAUUCUCGGCUUCAGCGGAGCACAAGUCAAUAUUGUGUUUAAGAUUAUGACAAUCUAAUCCCUUGCCAUACAAACUCUCACGCAGUCUCUAAACUUAAAGAAAGUCAAACACAAAACCAUCCGUCCUAAUUUAUUUUGUCCGACAUCGAUAGAUACUUCUGACAUGCCUGGGAUGGUUUAACAAUUGCUCUCAAAAGUGGAAAUCACAGCUACAUUUCUUUCCAAAUAAAUCUCUCUCUUAACUGAUUUUACGAUAUAAUCACUUCUUAAACAACGCAGGUAUUUCAACUUAUGCAAUCACAGUGACUGAGUUUGUUUAUUCAGUAUGAGGCAACUCACGUAUUUUUACGACAGCUAGGGCAUUCGGUCAUCACUAGAAACUUCUCUUGUUUUGAAUGAAGGCACUUAAAAUUAAAAUAACACUUAAAAUUCCCAUCUCAAAAUAAUGUAACCUAUAAGCGUUGUGGCUCACGAUGUUGCCUUUUCUCUCAACAUCACGUCGAAUUGUUAUGGUAGCGAGAUCUAGCCGUGUAGCUCACUACAGCAAAAAAAAGAAACGAGUUAAAAAUGUGCUUGCAGUGUAAACUAGCCUAGUAGCUCAAGUUGAACUUUUUCAAGAGAUUAUUAUUAUUUUAAAGUUGCGAAUUGCGGCAAUGUGAACGCAGUAGAUUUAUGCGAAAACGAUGAAUGAGGGUAAUUGAUUAUUUGUUCUAUUUUUUCCCUCAAAAGAAAAGCAAACCUCCGUUAACACGAAAAGAGAAGGCAGACCCUUGCACUUUCUUUAUUCGCGCGACGCCGCUUUUUUUCCGCUGACUCGACGAAAAAACAAUUGCAACAGGAAGUGCUAGCUUAAAGGCGACAUCUCGACUGAUAUUUAAUUCGAACUUAGUGCGUGGUUUACGGCUAUGAUCAUGAUUCUCUUUUUUCCAGAGGCCUUAGUUUCCCUAACUCUGCAUUCCAUUGCUAUUGUUCUGCUAUUGCUCUGCUCAUUAUAUCUUUUGUUUUGCUUCGUCUCCGUUGCCGAUUUGUUAAAGGUCUCUAAUCCACGACGGCGAUGGCAACGAUGACUUGGUAAAAAAAAAAAAGAUUUAAUGGCCUAUGAGCUCAGCACGUGCGUUUUUUAAAGUUUUGUAUAUUUCUUAGCCGUCUUCUGUAAAAAAAAUACAUAAAAACUAUGAAAUCAUCAAAAUUCGCCCUGUUGUGAGAACGGAAUCCCAAAAAGAAAUCUGUAUAAGUUCGCAUUCGGAACACAACGAUGCCCACAUACGUAAUGCCCGGAGUUGAGGGGACGAAUCGAUACGAACACGUAGACACUCCAUCUACCCACACGAUCGUUCACGAGCUGUGCAAUCGGAAUAUAACUGAUUCAGCUACCAGCUGAUCAUCUGAGUGUUGUGUCCCUUCAGUAAAUCGCGCAGAUGAUGGUGAAUCGAUCCGACCAUGCAAAAAAUCAUAUCGAGACAGAGACGAAGCAUCCAUUUACCACUGCAGAGUUCGCACUAAAAUUUCUCCGGCACAUGUUGUAUUCUGUUCUUGUGCAAGACACUUUAUCCUCACAGUGCCUCGCUCCAUCUAGGAGUUUAAACGGGUACCUGCGAACUGAUAGAAAAAAGAAAAACCUGAAGAAAUGCUGAGCAGGGAGUUGGGAAGGGGGGGGGAUGUCACGGACUAGCAUUCCAGCCAGGGGGAGAAUUGCAAUACUUCUUGUCACUUCACGCUACAGAAACAAGAAUAGGCUGUUGCUGGAUAGGUAUCUUGGCUUGAGUACAGAUUUAUCUCUAUAUGCACUCAAUAAGAAAUAAAUGGCGCGCAGAAGGCUUGAAUCGAGGUAAUGAAGAUUUUUUUUGUCUCCGCUUCAGACCGAGAAAAUUCCAACAUCGCUCUGUCAAUGUUCACAGUUUUAAUUUGAUCUUUCAUAACUACUUUGAUCCAGUCGAUCUGAUCACUGAGGACGCUUUCCGCCAAUAAUUUAAAAAUUUCCCGCUUUUAAUCCUCUACGUACAGGCCAUUUGCUCAAAUUAUCUAGUCAGUCUUCAUCAAUCACUCUUAUUAUCCACGGAACUUGCAUAAGAAGAUGACCGUCUCAUAUCUUAAAUGAAGAAAGGAAAGCCGCCACCACUGAAAGGCCCUUGACUCCAUGCCCCUAUCUACAUGAUUAAUGCUCCUUCCUAGUUUCCCAUGAAUAAAUUCUUUGAUAGCCAGUGAUUGGUUUUAAUGAGGUAAAGGGCUGUACAGUAACAACCCCCUUGCAGCUCUGCUUUUUAGGCUUGGCUACAUCUAAAUAUUAUCAAUUGUUCUUUUGAUUCAUAAAAGUUGAUCAUUAUUCUUUUUUUGACUUGUUCUACUUUCUAAUAGUCCAAUAUCUUCAUCAUGGGAAACUCUAUUGAUUGCUGUUACGCCACUCGUCAAUACAACCAGUGUUUCUUCCCGUGCAUUCGGUCGUGUUCGUACACCACUCGGCGAGUCUGGUACAAUUACGAUGGUUUGGAGACUGUGCAACCUUUGAUUGACAUCAUUAAGCCUGAGAAGGGUGUGAUCCGAAAGUUUCCGAAGUCACUAGCGGACAUCAAUACAGACAGAGAAAUAGCAAGUGAACUGGCAAUAGGUAAAGUAUCAUCACACAUCAAUGUGAAAUGGAAUGAUAUGUUAAUAUCACAAUAUUAAUGUUGAGGAUUGCUUUUCAUAAACCUGUAGAGAGUAGCUAAGAAACUAAACAAAUUUCAUUCUUCUGCAAAAUUGUAACCAAAAAUUUCAGUAUUUAACACUUGUUGCUCGAAAUUGGAAUAGCUACGGAGACCUUGGUGCUGAAAUACACGGGCUAAUGUAUCCAGAACUGGUAUUUAAGAAAAAAAGGUAAUUGUCACUCUCAGUUUGUGCUGAGAAGAAGUAAUUGGAAGUCUGGACACAAGGCUGACAGAGAGGAAAUUUUAAAACUUCUCUGCAGGGGGGGGGGGGAGAAAGUGAAAUUCGUGUUCGGGUGCCGAUCAGUGUCGAAGCUCUAAAGUGCAUGCAGGAGUCCAAACUUUUCGAGUGUAGGCCUCAAGAACUAGAUGAAAAGUUUGUAAACAGAACCAUUAGAAAGGAUGAAACUGUUUACACGCCUUUUGCAUGCUCAUCCAUACGAGUUUUUCACUGGAAAGAGGUGUUGAAACUGUUUGAGGAAUUUGUCUAGAUCUUGCCUUCACGAUUACCUGAGUACACGUAGAUAUGCGUGUAGUUUUCUAAAUAACAUUAACUAGCAAAGAUUUUCCUUCGAACUGAAGUUCUUGGAUAAAAUUUAAUAUCGUUAACUUUUUUAAAUCCGUAAAUCACACAGGCCUUGAUACACCAGGACAGCUGGCCGCUAUUUGUCGCUUUGCUAGUAACUACGGUUACCGUGUGCGAGCUGUGGGGACUGGGUCCUCAUGGUCGCGUUUGACCAGUACACGUGACAUUUUGAUUGACAUGACAAACUUGAACAGGAUUUUAACACCAAAACCUGCCAACAGAAAAGACAAUUUGAAGCAGGAGUUUGUAGAUAUUGAGGUGGAAGGAGGAAUGCAAGUGCAUCGCUUUGUGGAAAAGCUAGACAAGGUCUACGGGCUGGCGCUACCCAUGAUGGGAAAUUACGCUGGUCAGACAGUUGCUGGGGUGGCCUGUACAUCAACUCAUGGCUCGGGUUACUUUACCGGCACCAUGGUAUGUAUCACGUCUAGAAAGAAUUUAUUAUUACAGAUUUCGCCUUCUCUAUUUUUAUUCUUGUACCAGUUUUCAAACACAAACUUUUACCAAUCUGGGAUUGAAAAUGAUUUUUUUUAAACCCCCUUCUACAAAAUAAUAAUAAUAAUAAUAAUAAUAAUAACAAUAAUAACAAUUAUUAUUAUUAUAAUAUUUGAAUAAUGUAUUAGCCUCUCUCAGGAUAACAGGUAAGAUUGAUGCUAGCCUUCUUGGUCUCUCUUUUUAUAAUGGACUGGGCUUCCGUAACUAAUUAUUGUAAGCUAUGGUUGAUUUAAAUUUCUCCUCAAGAGAGUCUUGAUUAACGGUUGAAGUUUCAAGACUCAACAUUUUCAAAUUUCGAGCAUUAAAACUCCAAUAUUUAAUCAGUGUACUCAAAGAAGAUUACAUAGGUCGCAAAAUAAGCUAAAAAUUUUCCAAGGAACAAAUGCAAAGUAGUAACUCACGAAUGAAAUUACACAGAAUGAUAAAAGCAAAAUAGAGACGAAUUUACAGGAUUAUAAAGAAUAAACAGACGCCCUACACGAAGCUGCGUGAUUGUCUGCCAAGGAUCUUGUCAUCACUACCGGUAACCUUUUCAGAGCUACAUGGUGUACCCUCAGUCAAAUUACGUGACCUUCUUAACAAAAUUUUUAGCGUUCGUCUUACCAACGGCAACCUUAUAACUAUUUUUCGGGUUUUUUGUGGGCAGCUUUGUUUUUGUCACACAGCUAACAAAAAAUUAUAUUUCACUCUCCCCAGUCUACUUCAGUCGUCGGUUUUCACCUCAUUAUUUCAACCGGCAUCCAAGUGAGGCUGAGUCAUGGAGAAGAGACUUUUGACCAGUGUCAGGAAAAGAUCAAGCAUGCGCAGUUCGGGGGCGCCCCCGUUGAGUUGAAAAGCACCGAGGUGUUCAGAGCGGUAGCUGUGAGCUUGGGUUCGAUGGGAAUUAUUUACUCUAUUACAUACCGCUGUAUUUCCGUAUACAAGAUCGAAGAAGAGCGCACUGAGGUGAAAAUUCCAUGGCCCGGGAAAGAGAAAUUCCGCGUAAAACAGAAAUUUGAACCCAUGUUCACCAAUAGAGCGGAAGGAGAGUUUUUCUCGUUUUUUGUGAAUCCAUAUCCAGCGCAUAAAAGGUACCUAAAAUAAAAGAGAGAACGGUCUCAUAAGGGUUCGGUCAUUAUUUGUCACCUGUUGGGGGGGAGGUGGGGGGGGAUGGUGGGGGGGGAUUUGGGGGAUUUUGGUUACGUCACGAUACAAUUUACCAGAACCCCCCACAAAGGGUCUGUAAUAAUCUAAUGAUUCCCCCUCUCCCCCCCUACCCCACACACGCACACUGGCAGGUAUUUAGCAGUCUAUUUUCUAUACUCCCCCGAUAAUAACAUGUUAAACACGAUGGUCGGUUGCUAUGUAAAUUCCUCCCGUUGCUAUCUUAGAGGUCACGUGAUGACGCGUUCACGGCUUGAGCUGAUUUCAGGCGUCAAGCUAAAGGGCUUUUUUCAGUCGUUUAUUUUACAUUGGAUAAAGCUUACCAACCUUCUUUUUUUCAUAUUGAAUGACUAUGGCCUUUCACUUAUGGAAGAAGAAAGAAAAAAUCAGGUUUUUCGAAUGACUUCUCCACGAAACGGCUCGUCUAAGAUAGGUACGCUACCGGCUAGCAACGGGUUUACAGAAGCCAAUACGUCAACACAACCGCUGUGAUUUCUGUAUUUCUAGAGUCCUGGUACUGAGAGAACAAUUUUUUACUUAGGGGGCUCCACUGUUAAGACAAACGCAGAACAUAAACGAAGAAAAUACACCCAAAAUACCUGUCCUCCUCCCUGAAAAGUAUAAUUUUGACCGUUUAGUUACCGAGCGUGCCAUAAAUCGAAAGUUGAAAGUGGACUUUGGUGUAAAUGGCGUCGUUUUCGCCGAUUUCUUCGGAGGAAUCCAGGUAAAAAAAUGUCCUGUAAACUCGAUUUUCUCCGUUGAUCAGUUUAGGCCGCCAUCUUGAAUUUCCUCAGGCUCAAUGUCGAGUGUUUUAUUUCAUCUGUAGCCCUGAAGGAGACCGUAAAUGUUGCGGAAAAAGCCGAAAAUGCAGCAAAGGGAAAGGCCAUGUGGGCAAAUGUGAUUCGAAACGACAAGUAAAUCGUUUCUGGGAAACAUCGCCCAUUUUUAACAUUCAUAAGGAGCGCCAAACGCUCCAAGACAACUUUCGCCAUCUUCAAGUCCAAGAAGAUGCUUUAUCCAAGAAGGAGCAAGAUAUCUUGGCUUUACAAAGGGAGACAGAUUCUCUAGUGGAGGAAUCAGGUUAGUUUCCUACUUGUAAGUGGGUUAGUUGCGGCAAGAUAAACGGAAUUGAUUAUUAUUUAUUCAUUUAUUUGCCGUUUUGGAAUUGUCAUUAUUUUGAUGAUGAUUCCCUAUCCUUGUUUAUAGAAAUAGCACUGCAAAAAUCAAAAGGAGAGAAAGAGACACUAGAAAAAGAAAUAAGUGAAGCAGAGGAGACACUGAGAGAACUAAAGGAGGCAUAUGAGAAAGUGAAAAAGCUGUUGGAGCAGAAGGAUUAUUCCCGAAGACGAAGGAGUGCUGCUAGCACAUCAUAUGAAAUGAUUAAUGAUUAUAAGUCGAGCACUAGAUAUAGGAGAAGGGAAGAAACUAAAAACAUUUUAGAAUUUAUUCAUGGGGGUUUUGGAGCUUCAUUGUAUGGGGCAUGGGAUUUUUGGCUGCCAAUGCAAGUAAUGAAACCAUGACCAAAUUAAUGAGUAGUUAUAAGAGGGGCCGAUUUCUUCAGGGUAUUUUUGAGAGAGCCAUUAAUGAUUUUCAGAAGUCAGAAGAAGUUCUGAAACAGUCUGUGGCACUUAAAUAUCAGAGUUAUUUGUCUAGAAGAAAGUAUAAUCUCGUCUGUAAAACACAAAGUUCAUUUUUUAAUGCUGAAAAAGAAGUCUGGCUGCCACGUAACAUUAAAUGUCUUGGAGUUGACUUAAGGUUACCCAAGCUCAGCUUCUCAGAUGACAAUGUUGACAAGUUUGUGAAAAGUUUAGACAUUGGUCAUGUCACACAGAUCCCAGGGGUAUCACGUGUUUCUCACACAGUCACUGGCCUGGUGUUUAUGAUUAUUGAUUUGCACUUGAGAGUUCCCUAUCUUUCACGUAAACUUGCCUGGUUCAAUGAAAAUGAAAAUCAUUUUAUUUUUCAGUUCUCAGAUGAUGGAGCUCCUGAAACAAAUGAGCUGACAAUGUCAAUAGGAAGUAUGGUGUGCUGGAACUUUGGAGAUCAGGUACGAAGUAGGGACUUCCAGUACCUCCUCCACUGUGUAAGUGUAAAAGAGAAAGAUCAAAUAAUGCAUGACCUCUGGAAGCAGCACACUGAAGAGAUGAAAAUGUUGGAAGGUAAUGUUUUGACUGUUUGUGAUAAGGAGUGCACUGUUGAAUUUCAGCCAGGAGCAGACAUGUCCUGGCAGAGCUGGGCUGCCAAUGAACUCAACCAGGCAGCUACAUAUCCUUCCCCAUAUGCAAAUGUUCAUAAAGGAAACAUGAACACUAUGGGGGGUAGUAUUGGAGUGGGUAAAGAUGACACCUGGAAGCCUUACACUAUGGAAAUGAGAACCUCUAAUACUGAGAAGGUAAACAAUUUUAUCGCCUCUCUUCCCCCAAACCUUUCAGAAAAAAAUAAAAAUUCCAGAAAGUUGCAGUUUAUGGCUGAAAAUGGCAUCCGACAGUUAGGUCUACCAAGGAUUGGGCAUUUUGCAGACAAGUUAAGGCCAGAACCCAUGCACUGUGAGAUCAAUGCCUGGCAGCAUUAUAUUGAUCUCCUAUAUUUAGAGGCAGUAAGAAGAGGAAAGUUUGAUCCUUUUGUUUCUGCCCUGGCAGCACCUAUAGGGAAUAGAGAUGGAGAUGUUAAGGAGGGACAACCCCAAAAGACUCUUUUGAGGGUUUCUGAUAUAGACAGUGUUGGGGAGCGUGCCAGAAAGCAAGAAAUGUUGCAGAAAUCAGAGGAGGACCUAAAACAAUACCUGCAGAAGACAGGUUUUCCUCAUGUAAGGCAUGCAACAGGUGAGGGGGGGUGUGGACUGGGAUACUUGGCUUCAAGAGUAAAAGAACAUUUUAGUGAUGAAACUAACAGGUAUAAAAAAUUACCAGUUAGGCUUAUUGGCAAUCAAGCUAUUGCAUUGGCUCGAUAUUACUACCGUUUAGUUGACACUUUAGAAAAUGAAGAUGAAACAGAGGCACAAACAAUCCAACGACUGGCUCUUAGCAAGAUAGGUGAGUAUCUGAGGAAUGCUGGGGGGCUUUUUAAUAGAAUAGAGACCAAUUCUGCUCAGGUUGCAGAACUGAAAGAAAUGUGUAGUAUGUAUUUUAACCUGAUGUCUUUGUUUUUUUCAUCCAGUGUUAAUGUCACAACAUGGACAAUUGGAUAUGCCAUUCCCUAUCAUGCAAAUUUGCUGUUUACAAGGUAUGGGGUGGGCUAUGGCAUUGUCUCUUUGCAGGCUAAAGAGGCCAAACAUUCUGGUGUGAAGGAAGAUUUGACCUUAACUAACCGGUCAAAUGUAAGUACUGCCACUGGUAAAUGGUGGCAAGUAAUGCGAAGUAAUUAUGUUCGCUCAUUUUACCUCCCAGAACAUCAACCAAUGCCCUCUUCUUGUAUCUCACACUACCAAUCACGUUCUCCACCACACUGUCACCAAUCAAAUGUUUGUAAUUGUGGUAGAAAUAAAGAAAACGAUUUGCUCAGUUGUCAAGUUUGUUUCUCCAGUAUGAACCUUGUGACUUGUGCAAGCAGCAGAGGUCUGACAGAAUCAGUGUUGUGUGCACUAAAACCUGUUGUCUGUAAACAGUGCAAUACUCGCUUUGCUGAUAACUUGUCAUUAUUGUCUCAUUUAAAGUUUUGCAAUGCCACUGAGCUAAGAAAGGUAGCUAUACAGCCAACUUUGAUGACAGUACCUAGUUUAAAGGAAGCUUUACAAAGUAGAGGAUUAAGCACUGCAGGUACUAAGGAAAUUCUAAUUAAGCGCCUUGAAGGUGCAUUGGCUGGGGAGGGGUAGUUGAAUUAUUUUUUAAUCAACAGUUUCAAUCUCUCAAAAUAUUUGAUUUUCAAGUUAUUUUUCUUGGCCAAGUUGGUGCACAAUAAGUAUGAUAUGUUAUGAGAAUGAUAACUAGGCUCUCAACAAAUUCUGUGUACCAGUAAUGUGAGUAAUAUACCUACUUCAUAAGAAAAAUAUAUUUAAAUUGGUGCAAAGUUUUUUAAAUUAGCUAUGUUUGUCAGAGAGGUUAAACCUGUCCAAAUGCAAAAGUACUGUUGUCACUGAUAUCACUUGGUAUGCACUGAUAUAUUACAUUUAAAACUUUAUAAACCCAUUAUUUUUUUUACUAACUUGCAUUUUAGAGGCAGGGUUUCUGCUCUAAUGAAUUUAUGGAAUUUUGUACUUAAAGGUUUGGCCACUUAAGCCUUUACAUGCUAACAACAGCAUGAAUAUUCUCUAUACUGUUCUCAAUAUAUUUUACAAGGUGUUGACAAGGAGAAUUUGCUAAAUAAUCAAGAGCUUCAUUAGUUAAUAAUUAUUUCCCUCAUUCUUGUGACCUUAUGUUUAAUUUGGGGUUAAUAUUGUAAGAAGAACUUAGAUUCUAGACAUUGUAAGGGGUCAAAGGGUCAAUAACUAGUGACCCAGCAUUUUGCUUAUGUGGACACAAUACAUUUGUUUUAGUAACGGAUUUGUCUCAAAUAAAAGGUAAACGAAUUUGCAGCUUGAUAGUUUUAAGAGUAAGAUGAAGUAUACACAGAUAAAUGAAAUUUGUAUCUAAAAGGAGUAAUUCUGUAUACUGAUAGAUAAUUUCAUAAAUGAGUCAGACAUCAUUGUUAGUCAAAUAAUAAAAAAGCUUUCAGCUAUUAUGUUUAGGUAAAACCAUAAUUCUAUUAAUUCACUUCAAUGUAUUACAGUCUACAAGAUACGAAGAUUAAAUUUUAAAAUAUCUGCUUGUAUUAAAAACAUGUUUCCUUUAGAACUUUGUUUCAGAUUACAUUCAAGGUUGUCAUUCUUUUGAUGUAUGAAGUUUCGUGACAAGGUCUAACAAAACAUUAGCAAGUCCUACUGUUAAUUAACUGUCAAGCUAGAUAGUGUUCAAAUUCAAUAGCUUUUGCAAAUUGGAGUCCUUUGCAAAUCCUUCUCGAUCAUAGCGCUGCACGCAAAAUGUGGUUACUACCCUUUGUUGUUUUGUUGAAUAAACCAUUUGCAGCGGCGUAGUUGGUGUUACAACAACAAUUGACUUGCCGCUGUAACUUUGAAGCACGCGACCAUCCUCGGGGAUUUUCUCGAAGUGCCGCUUCUUGAGAAAAUUCUCUCCUUUAAAUCUCGCGGGAGACCAAAUUUUUUCUGCAGUGUCGAGCCUUUGGAAAGUUAGCGUUAUUCUCUCACCAUUCUUGGUUGUGUCCGCGCUUCCCCCGUAGCCUUGUACUAAAACCCAGAUAUGUUUAAAGAUUUGAAAUGGCAUAAAGAGAGUGAUGGGCGCCAUAAGACCGGUCAUUCUAGAGCGAGCGAGCUUCGCAUUAAUAGAGAGCCCGAUCUCCUUUAGGAAGCCAUCCACCAAGGGACCUACAAGCUCCAACUUGUUGCCUGUGAGCUCUUCCAACACGGGAUCAAGGUCUCUCAUCCCGUAAUUAGGUUUAUUUUCUGCGAAACGAACCCUCCUCAACCAUUCUUUCUCCGCAGAGAACUUCAUCUCUACGGAGUUGGUAUUCCAAAACCGGUCUCCUCUCUCUGUUUCAUCCUCCAUGCCGAAGUGCCUUAAACAGAGUUUGUUUGAUGUGCUCGCGCUGUUAUUAUUUGCCGCCAUUUUUGAAUAGGCCUUUACUUUUCGUGCCAACUGCCGCUGAUGAUUUCUGCGCCAGUGCGCAUCAGAGUUGCGGGAGGAAAACCCAUGGCAACCGACCAUCGUGGUUGGUGGCGACUGAUCCUUCUCCCCCCCUCAGUUCGGCCUGAAAUUCAUGUCAUCCUCCCAAAGUCCUCCCACAGCCACCCACCCAGGUGAUAGAUAUUGACAUUUAAUGAAUGAGUUUUUUUUGUAUGCUCUAAGGUUUACAGAAUUCAUACCGCAGUUGACAAGAAUCGAAAUUACCAGUAAUAAUGUUUUCAUGGGAUCUAGAAAAACGUUAAAAGCACCUUUGCUUAGUUUUUAAUUUGUCAUGGAAAAGGUCUUACCUUAUAGUUUAAUUUACAUCCAACUUUUCUACAAUAAGUAAAUAAACAAUUUUGAAACAGAACAAUGCAGAAAGUUGCAAAUCGUUACAUGCAAUGAGGGCCGCUCUAUCUAUGUUAGUGCUUUAUUACCUCGGAUCUAUAGCUGUAGAAGCAAAAUUGAAUUUACCUUAUAUACCUUUUUUUUAAUGCAGAUUCUUGUAUGCAGCCUACCUAAAAGGGAAGAGAACAUCCCGCCGAUCUACAUGCUGCGCCUGCUGUUCUUGGUGGUGUUGUAAAGGCGGUAGAGGAUGCGCAGAUGUGGAAUGUGUACAGACAGACUGCAUAGCGUCAUGUCUUCAAACAUGCGCUUCGUGUUGCCCAACUAGAAUACCAGAUAUCACAAACUGUGGUGUUUCGCAGUUCUCUCGUGAGCAUUCCUACGUGCAGAGAUGGUACAAUGUGCUACAAUUCACCAAGGGAAACAUGCAGUGAGUGUUAAGAUGAUGUUUAUAGAACUGACAUAGACAAUUAAUAGAAUUAUAUGAAAUAAAACAUAUGUGGACUUUUGAAUGAAAUUCAAAAAGAGAAAUGGGCCUCGCAGGUGAGCUGUUAUCAAUUAGGUACAGCUUCAAGUUUUGUCGAAGUUUUUUUUUUAGGCUAUUUUUUCCGCAGUUAGCUCGCGAUGAUCGUUUCUAUAUCUUAAGAGCAGAUAGGGAUCAGUCAUUAUUUAAAACUGGUAAAAAGGGAAUAGGAAAUUGGAGGAGCGAAGGGGGAAAUCAGUACGUCGUCACUAAUGGAGUAUAAACGGGGACUGUUAUAAACUAAUGACCAAUCCAGCGAGGAAAAGGAGCAUGAUGACGAUUUUGUUCAGGCUGAUUUGGAUAAACGAGGUACAACUAAAUUUUUAGCAGAUGUUCACCUAUCUACGACAGUUAUUUUCGUUCCUUUAUGAGGCGUUAAGUGCUGUGUUGUAAAUAUACACCACCUGCAUAUAUUUUUGACGUUGGUAUUUAUACAUAACCGUGAGAGAAAUUUACAGUUGCAAUGUGAAAAGAUCAUUAAAAUACCAAAGAGCCGUAAGAGAGGAUCAGGUAAAUUUAAUUGGGACACGACCACCAUCUUGAUAUUAAACGCCGUUUGUAUCUCGCCCUUUCAGCGUGCGCACAGCUGAAUUUUGUCUUCCGCUGUCCCAGUUGGACGAGGCUUUGGGUGACGUCAUUGAAACAGCCAAUCAGUACGCCGAUAAGUUUUCCCAGUACUCUUUGCUACCCAUUUACGUGCGAAUAGUAAAGACAGACGAUUUGUAUCUGAGUCCAGCGAACGAGAGAUGUCCGCAAGGAGGACAACACGACCACGCGUGUUAUAUUGAGGUAAACAACGAUCAAGUGGAAGGGCGCAUAUGUUUUAUUGCUUCAUUUAUAUUUUACAGUGCUAACUGUUCAUUACCGGGGGCGGGUUCAGAUACUUGAUAGGGGGGCGGGGGGAUCCAGACUCACGCCCACAACCCCAUCCCCAUUCCCCUGCUUUCGCAACCACUCGGCUGCACUGCUUUCCUCAAAAUAAUAUUCGACUUCUUCCACUUCUCAGGUUCCAUUUUUACCGGGUGCAUUUGGCAUUGAGGAGUAUCACAAGACCAUUGAGGACAAACUGUUCUAUAAAUACAAAGCACGACCUCACUGGAGUAAGAACAACCACCUCACCACAGGGAGGGUCAUUGAACUAUACCCAGAGCUUGAACAAUGGAAAAAAGUCUUUAGAAUGUUCAACUCCACUGGAAUAUUCUGCAAUGAAUUUACACAUAACAUGGGCUUCGACACGUGUAUUGCAGAUCUCGUAAGACCUAGGAACGCACCGGGUAUUGGGAUUGAAAAUAACGGUCUUGAAAUAGAAGAUGUCAUUACAGUUGAACCAAUAAAUUGA
Messenger RNA from Pocillopora meandrina, 12913 nucleotides. NCBI's taxonomy places the organism in Eukaryota, Metazoa, Cnidaria, Anthozoa, Scleractinia, Pocilloporidae. The record is from the annotation of a GenBank genome assembly.